AUGGCGGGCAGGGCGCUGCAGAUGGUCCCGUCGCUCAUGGUGGCCGCGGCCAGGCCCGGGGUGCCGGCGCCCGAGUCCGCCCGACCGUUCCUGCCCCGGGAGUCUAGGUCGCGGGGCCGCCCAUUCCCGGGGGCCCGAGCAGACUCUCGGAGAGAACCGGUCAGCUCUGCGGCGCUCCGAGGAGGAGCUUCCUCCCGCCGCCCGAGCGCGGCCCGCCGAGCUCCUCCCUCCCCAGACGCGGGCUCCGGCGGGAGCGGGGCCGGCCGAACUCCUCCCUUCCCAGAUUUCUCCGGCUACGUCAGCGGCGGACUCCGGCGGAAGCGCGGCCAGGCGGAGCUCCUCCCUGCCCAGACUUCUCCGGCGCCGGCGACCGCAGCGGCGAACUCCGGCGGGAGCCGAGCCGGCCGUGCCCGCGGCCUGAGGCCGGGAUCCACCCCGCGUCGUGCCGCCCACGCGGAGGCUUGGGGCGCCCGGGCCGUGGGAAACGCAGCCAGGCGCCGCGCCUUUUGUCUUCUCUCCGCCCCCCAAUCCCAACCUCCUAGUUUGGAAAAGUUUUCCUUCUGGGAAAGCCCCUCUUUCCCGCCUGUUGGCAGGUUCAGAUUGGCCAGCCCAGGAGAUUCCCCUCUGGGCCCCAGUCUCUCGGGAUUCUCCAAACCUCCAGGAAUGUGUUCAGAGAGAUUGAAAAAUAACCUUGAGAGAUUCCAUCCCUCUGACUCCAGAGACUAUGGCUCCCUACUGCCUAGGCUGUACUCAAACUCUGGACCUCAAACUGUUUUCUUGCUUCAACCACCUAAAGGAUUAGGAUUAGAGACUCACAGAAGUUGGAUGAAUCCACUUUACUUCAUCGACAUUCACCUAGAUUAGAAAAUUCCAUAUGGUAUCUGAUAGGUAACAGGGAUUAUGGCUGUGCUCAUCUUUGAUCUGAAUCUAUUAAUGCAAUGGAAGACAGCAUUCAUUUUUUUAAAAGCAGUCUUGUUAAACUAUUAGGUAGAACCUAUCCCUAAAAACUGGGUGUUUCAUUUGUUAAUUUAUUUUUUCCUUCUUUUUAAAUAUGAAUUGCAUUUAAACCAGGCUUUUUUCUCCUGUACUUAUCCAAUUAAUACUCUUAGACUCAAUAUUAUGGGUUGAAUUGUGUCUCCCAAAAUGACAUUGAUGUUCUAACCCCCAGUACCCUAUGGUUGUGACUGGCCGUAUUUUGAAAUACGGCCUUCACAGCUGAUAAAGUUAAGAUAAGGUCAUUAGGAUGGGCCCUAAUCCUGACCAGACUGUCUUUAAAAGAAGGGGAAAUUUGGAUAUGACGACAGGUAUCCAUAGAAGGACAAUGUUGUGAAAACACAGAAUACCAAGGAAUAGCAAGGCUCCCAGAAGCUAGGAGAGAAGACUGGAACAGAUUCUCCCUCAUAACUAUUAGAAGGAGCCACCCUGCUGGCACUUUGAUGCUGGCUUCCAGCCUCUAAAACUGUGAGACAAUAAA
Molecule: messenger RNA, 1474 nt
Organism: Nycticebus coucang (slow loris)
Lineage: Eukaryota; Metazoa; Chordata; Mammalia; Primates; Lorisidae
Product: serine/arginine repetitive matrix protein 3-like
Exons: 4
Coding region: 1-864 (287 amino acids)
Source: RefSeq, a predicted model, not a curated record